UGUACACAUGCGCUCUUCAUUUUUCAGAAUGGCAACUGGGGUACUCGGACGUAUUGCUCUUCGUCGUGCUUGUUUACUUGCAAGAGAUGCACAGAAAACGCCACAUAUAUGGAAGCAUUUAAGAACAAUCAGCGUAUCUGCAAAACUCUACGCUCAGAGAUAUUUCACAGAGAAGCACGAAUGGGUUGAUGAAGAAAAUGGUAAUGGAAAAGUAGGAAUAACAGACUAUGCACAGGAUGUUUGGUUUGUUUCAGGAUAAACUAGGAGAAGUAGUAUAUGUACAGUUACCAGAAAUUGGAACAGAAGUAGAAUUGGAUGGUGAAGCAGGUAUAUUAGAAAGUGUGAAAGCUGCUAGCGAAGUGUAUACACCAGUGUCAGGGGAAGUUAUAGAAGGAAACAAUGCUGUAGUAGAUAAUCCUAAACUUAUAAAUGAAUCUCCUUUUGAUGAAGGUUGGUUAUUUAAAGUCAGACUAAGUCGACCAGAAGAAUUAGAAGCUUUGAUGAAUGAAUCUUCAUACAAAAAAUAUUGUGAGACAUUGGAAUGAUAUUGUCAAAUAGUAGAAACCAUGUUAUGUACAGAUCUAAGGAAAAAUUGUGCUUUAUACUUUGUUACACAUUGAAUAUUUUUAUGAACCAUUACUGGACGAUUUAUAAUCUUGUUUAUUUUGAAAUAUAUGUACUUUCUGAAUUAUGAGAUAGCACUGACAGUUCCAACAUAACUUGCCUAUCUUUAUAUCAAUAUUAACAUCUUAAUUUGAAUAUAUUAAACGAAUUAUCCUUUUGAGGAACAAAGCUAUAAAAUAAAAUUUAAAUUUGGUUUAACCACUGACAACUCUGUAUUGUUUCAAUUUGUCCAAGUAAACAUUUAUUUUUGUAGGUAUAAAAUAUGUGGUUUUAUGAAAAAUUGUAUUUUUGAGGAUAUUUGAUUUUCUUGUUUAAACUUGUGUACAUGACCAUAGGAAAUUGUAUUUUGUUGAUUAUUUAACUGUAUGGUUAACUUUUGCUCACAAAGUCCAUGAAAAUUAAUACCCCACUAUUUAUGAUACAUUGACAGGAGUCACUUUGGUUUUACAUAAGCAAGGAAAAUAAUUUCUUCAAACCCCACGUUUCUGUUAAAUGAAACUGUAAGUUUUACCCUUGUCUGUCUGUACGUAUGUCCCAAAAUUGGUUUCCGUUCUCUAACUUUAGUUUUCCUCAACCAAAUGUUAUUAAACUUAUACACAAUGCUUAUUACCACAAGACACAGAUCAAGUUUGAAUUUUGGUGGCAUCACUUUUACUGUUCUAGAGUUAUGCCCCUUUACAAAUGGAAAAAUUGCUGAUUUUAUUGUUUUCGUUCUCUUAAGUUUGCCUCAACCAAAUGUUAUGAAACUUAUACAUAAUGCUUAUUACCAGAAAACUCAGAUCAAAUACAAAUUAGGGUAGCAUCACUUUUACCUUUCUUGAGUUAUGUCCCUUUAUAACAUUGUAAUGCAAGCGGGGGCAUCAUCUGUGUCCAUGUGGACACAUUCCCCAUUUAUUUUGAUAUGUUCCAAAAUAUAUCAAUGUGUAAAGCAAUAAUUUCUUUUCAUUCCAGGAGGAUAAUUAAUUUAUUUUCUCAUUGUUUUUUCUUGAAUGAACCCUCUUCUACUCUCAAAGAGGUCACAAUGAUAUAAAUGAAAGUGUUGACCUCAAGUCGAUACACCAUACAUCAUGUGAUGUAACUUUAUAAUAUUUUUUAUGUCUUGUAUUUUUUUCUUCAAUACACAUCUAGAGGCUUACUUCAUCUUUCUAUAGGGAUGUGAAAAAUGGAAGUCAAUUAAAAAUACUUGGUACUGCAGGUUUCAGAUAAGAGUCUGUAUCUCAUAUGAAUAAAUCACUGUGUGAAUUAGUGUACUUUAUAUAACUAUAUUAUUUUGUUCAUGGUUUAUGGAAUCAUCAUGAUUUAUAUGGGCAUUAGACAAUUUUCAGUGGUAUUUUGAUAAAAAAAAAAUGUAUGCAUUAAAUUUUAUAACAUUAAAACUGAGCAAUGGGACUAUACAACAUUUAGGAUAGUUUUAGAAAUGUCUUUGAGUUAGCUAAAUCAUCUGCAAGUUUUAUUUAACAAAAUGUGUCCUGCGGUACCUCAUCCUAUCAUGAUCUAUCAUAUUUGAUAUUGGGUGGUUCGAAUUUUAAGAAUAACUUGAUUUUGUUUUUAUAUUUAACCAUGAAACUUGCUUAGAGUUUCUUUUGACCAUAGUUGUCACUAGUCCAUGUGAUUGUAAUUAAAUGCAUGAAUUGUUACAAAGAUGAGUGAAGAACUACAAAAUAUACAAGAAAGAAGUGCCAUUGUUUUAUUUGUCCAAAUAUAUCUAUAAUAUUUGCUGCUGCAUUUAAACAACUACCAAUAAAUCUGUCAUUGUUUUACAUCUUUUGCAUGUGUACCAAUUCCAUUUUUGUUAUAGUGUGAGUAUAUGAUAUUAAAAUAGAAGAAUGUGUUGGAGAAAUAAAGUGACAUUUUUAAAUA
Molecule: messenger RNA, 2484 nt
Organism: Mytilus californianus (California mussel)
Lineage: Eukaryota; Metazoa; Mollusca; Bivalvia; Mytilida; Mytilidae
Product: glycine cleavage system H protein-like
Exons: 5
Coding region: 228-545 (105 amino acids)
Biological process (GO): glycine decarboxylation via glycine cleavage system; protein lipoylation
Cellular component (GO): mitochondrion; cytoplasm; glycine cleavage complex
Source: RefSeq, a predicted model, not a curated record